CGAGUAUGCCUGUACAAAAGAAGCUACGAGAAGCUACGAGAAGCUACAAGCAGGCGCUGGAUUUCUUGUGUAAACCGGAAGCACGUGUCAGCAGUUGAAGCGUCAGCGGUGGUGUUGCCAACCUGGAACCCAACUUGCCAACCCUCACUGCCCUCCACCAGUCCAGCCCCUCAGCAAAAAGACUUGGGUGAACCCCUGUCACUGGUUGCGUCAACCAUAUGUUGGCCCGCAGAGUUGGUUUCGCAACUUGGUACAGCGCCGCACACAGCUGCCGCAGAUAUUCUUGCAAACACUUUGCUGAAGAAGACUCUUGUUGACUCAAGUCUGCCUAAGAAGCAUCUCGAAUACGACUCUGAGCUAUUCGCUUCAUACCCGACUACAACUCAGCAUCUUGGAAGCCCGGCGACUUUCCUGUCUGCCCGCCUACUUUUCAGAUAGGGUACCUUACCUUCGUUACUUUUAGAUCCAAGAACUUGGUCAAUUAUCUCAUGUCCGGAUCCCUCUGCUGUGAACCCCUCCUGCUGCAAACCACUUAUUUUUGCCCCUCCCGAUCGUGUCACGACAGCAACCUCCAACGCCGAUUAUCGCCCACCGCCCACGAGGUCGAACUCAGAGUCGGGGCUGAUAUGAUGUGCACUGGUGUAUUUCAUAACCACCCCACGCCGACGCCAACAUCGCAAGAAGCUGGUCUGAGGGACAACUGAAGCAAUGGCGAAUCCAACCGCAACAGACGCCGAGGACGGCAACGCCUACUAUGGCUACCUCUUCACCACAGCGAAGCCGAUUCCCACUCCGACCCCUAUUCUCGAUGCGUUUUUGAGGGCGCUCUCACUACAUAUCAUCAAGGAGAUCGGUGACAAGAAUGAUAGGUACUUGACGCCAAAGAAGCUAGCAGCCUUCUACAAGGCUGCCGGUUACAAUUUUGACUUCCUCUUUGUCGAUAUGGACAACCCCUUCAUAUCCGAUGUUUUCCAGGGUCUCGGCUGUCAACACUGGCUCUUGCCAACAGAAGACGACUACGCUCCCCCAUCGAUUCCAGCUUUGACAACGAAGGGCUUUGUGCGGUGGCAGGCAAUCCAGACACUGCUUGAGCCACAGGAACAAGUCCCAGUCCUCCAAUAUGCGGCCAAGCACUGGGGCCUGAAGCACCCUGACACUGCCUUCCAGUUCCCUGCCGACUUGCCCAAGGAAGCGCUGCCCCAGGAUACAGACAUCGACACUGAUCGGUGGUAUCAGGAGUGCAAGGCUAAGCACAUCCAGGAAGCAGCUGCAGAGGAGCCCAAGGAGAAGCCCAAGGAGAAGACCAAGGAGAAGCCAAGAGAGGAGCCGAAGCCAACGUAUGCAGAGCGCAGGAUCCCCUCAUACAAUGUUCACCACGUCCCGCCGACACCACAGCCAGGGACACCUCGCGACUACUUUGGCUCUCGUCCAGUCAAGGUGACAUAUGUGAAUGUAGCACCAGGGCCAUCAAGAUCACCAGAACGAGAGCGAGAGCGGGCCAGAGAACAGGCUGCCAGGGAGCGGGAGCACUACCUUCAUCGCCAGUCUUCCUCCGAUGAACCAUCACGCCGAAGGAGCUUCUCCGAUUAUCCGCACUCACCUAUGGAGGGUCGCCCAUCAGUUAGGAUACCUCACCUCGGCCCUGAUCGCAGCCCGCAACCGCGUCGUCACAGCCAACCCAGACAAUACAGCACAUCGGAGUCGGACGAACCCCCGAUCAGUCCCCGAACACCAAGACGGACUCAGCGCCCUUCCAACGAGCCCCCGAUUCCCGGCGUUCGCCGCGUUUAUACCGGCAGUUCCGAGGAGUUGCCCCGUAUCAUCCGCACAAGCAUGCCUCCACCUCCCAUUCCAACAUCGCACCCACAUGCCCACCCCGGCGUAAGAACCCACUCACCACGACCAUCACCAGGUGACAGUGGUAGGACAACACCAAGAGGGGACGACGAGCACAGGCGGAAAAGCACUCUGUAUGACCUCAAAGACAAGCUCACCAGCUUUAUGACGGGCAUGCCACCGGCCAGCGAGCGGCAACGAAGCCUGAGCGGGUCACGAGGAAGAAAGGAAGGCCCGGUACCAGUGGUGGUAACUGCCUCUAGGGGUAGCAGAGAUGGAGAUCUUCCCAGUUCGAGGCUGAACCGGUCGUGGUCUCACGAUGAGACGGACUCUACUGAUUCAGAGGACGAGCGCAUCCGAAGAAGCAGGAAACAGUCAAGCCGGGAGCGCGAGAGGGAGCGCCAAAGAGCUGCCGAAGCUGCCUUUGACAGAGAACGGGAGCGAGAACGGGAAAGAGACAGAGAGCGAGACAGAGAGAGGGAUAGAGCACGUGAGCGGGAGAGGGACAGGGAGCGAGACAAGCGUCCAACACGAGAGUCAGACCGCGAAAGAGAGGCAAGACGACACAGCGACCGUGAACGAGACAGCGACGAGAGGAGACACAGCGACCGAGCCAGCGACCGCGGAAGAGACCGCGGUCCCCCAGCCCCAGCCGCAGCAGCCGCUUCCCUCCACCGCAACGGCGGCCACCGCGUUAUCGAGGUCGAAUCCGACGACGACUUUUCUUCUGUCCGGGGCUACACCCGCAACAACGGCGGCCCUUACCUCUCCCGUCCGGACAACCACCGCCGCACAAGCAGCCACGCCGACAUCGAUCGCCGUCGGGACCUCGACCGCGAAGUCCGCGACCGUGACCACCUUCGAGAUCGGGAGAGGGAUCAACGACUUAGCGACCGGGAACGAGAUCGUCGAGAACGAGAGCGAGAAAGAGAACGAGACCGCUACCAUGACGAUCGGGAGCGCUGGCGAAGGGACGAGCGGCUGUCUUCCCCGCGGGCCACACCCCGUGAACCCCCACGGAUGGAACGCUCCCCUCGCCGGUCCCGCGAUCGUGACAGAGACCGUGAGAGAGAAAGACCGCACCCCAACGAGGGCAGAGAGCGAAUGCCUAGUCCUGCCGGGGCGGGAGUAACUGGAGUCUCAGGCAGGAAAUACCCCGACAUCAGCUCUGUAGCUUCAUCGUCUGGGCCGUGGCCGCCGUCAACGCCAAAGAUGUCGGCUGCGGGGGCGGCCGAACCGGUGGCAUCUGGGGGGAGGGGCGGGCCGGUGGCGGACUAGGUGUCUUGUUUGCCGGUUGAGGCUCUUUUUCCGGUUGCUGCUGCGGUGGUGGGGAAGUGUUAUGGGGGUGGGUUUUGCGAGCGUUGCGGGGGGGAUAGGACUAAAAUUGUUGUUGAGAAGAACGAGGGAAUCCAGGAAGAAGAGUUGAAGGUGCUGGUGGAAAGGCUGGGGGAGAUGGUGGAGUGGAUUAGGGAGAGGAGGGGGAGGUGGGGGGUUGAUAGGUGGAAGAGGGAGUAUUUAGAGAGGGUGAAGAGGAGGGAGAAGGAGAGGGAGAGGAGGUGGAAGGGGAGGUGGUAUCCAGAGGGAGAAGGGGGGGGGAUAGUGGGGAGUGCGAGGGAGUUGUUGGGACAGACUUCAUGAGGCAUAUGAUGGAUGAGGAUUUGGGUAUAUGGGGGGGCUAGCAUGGUCAGUUUUUGGAUGACAGGACAACACUGGGAUUUUGGCGGACGAGGUGGCAUCAUCAUAUCCUACUUUCUUUUGUUACUAUUGGGUUUUCAUCACUGGCGUAUAUAUACACUGGGACAUUUGGUAGUCCUGAACUAGAGGCAUAUCAUUUUUAUGAUUGUUCUUUUCUCAAACAUCUUCGUUCUCAUCACCACUCUGCAGAAAAGGAGGUUGACAGGCGCAUGGACAAUUCAAAUUUUGAGUUUUUU
This is a messenger RNA of Podospora pseudocomata, 3767 nucleotides long. RefSeq lists its product as uncharacterized. NCBI's taxonomy places the organism in Eukaryota, Fungi, Ascomycota, Sordariomycetes, Sordariales, Podosporaceae. The record is from RefSeq and is a predicted model, not a curated record. Bases 709 to 3114 code for a protein of 801 amino acids. The transcript has 4 exons.